Bombyx mandarina (wild silkworm) is the source of this 706-nucleotide messenger RNA. RefSeq names its product Coiled-coil-helix-coiled-coil-helix domain containing 3. Lineage: Eukaryota; Metazoa; Arthropoda; Insecta; Lepidoptera; Bombycidae. The record is from RefSeq and is a predicted model, not a curated record. Gene Ontology annotation, biological process: inner mitochondrial membrane organization. Gene Ontology annotation, cellular component: MICOS complex.
CCAUCCUGACUUCUGUCAUUUUUGUCAAAAAUGGUCAUUUGACGUAAUUUGCUGACAAAAAUUUAGAAAUUUUACUUAAUUUUAAAUAUGGGGAGUUCGCAAAGUGCGCGGAAGCUUAGCGUGGAUAAUGAAAAUGCUAUUCAAGUGUCUCAAGAAGCCAUAGACCGAAUACAGGCUCAACUAAACGCGAAACAAGCGGAACAACCAAAACCAGUUCCACAGUAUCUUCCUCCACCUCCAUACUAUGAUCAGCGAAAACAACAGGAGCAUGCUGCUGAAGAAGCAUACUGGACUCGACGCAUUGAAAACUUAAAAAGAGUACAUGAAAAAAUCAAUAGUGGCAUGGAAUUAGAAUAUCAGAAAACACUGAAAGAGACAAAUGAGCUAUUUAAUUUCAUAAAUAAUGAUAAAAAUGUGAAUAAACUGCCUCCAUGCCAAGAAGAAAAAGAAAAGGUACUUCAGUGUUACAGUACAAAUGCGGACAAGUCUCUCCUUUGUUCAGUGUUAGUGAAUCAGUUCAAUGAGUGCGUAUGCCGAAGCAGGGUUGCUGCUAUCACAGCUUCUUGAUUUAUUUCCGUAAAGAUAAAUUAUUCCAAGCCCGUGUAUUACAUAAAAUAAACUGUUAAAAGUAACGAUGACGCGGCGCACGAGAUGUAGAUUUAAUAAUUAUUAUUGCUGUAUUAAAUAAAAUGUUAAUGAUUUCUCA